Molecule: messenger RNA, 7906 nt
Organism: Cuculus canorus (common cuckoo)
Lineage: Eukaryota; Metazoa; Chordata; Aves; Cuculiformes; Cuculidae
Gene: USP47
Product: ubiquitin specific peptidase 47
Exons: 29
Coding region: 140-4270 (1376 amino acids)
Biological process (GO): protein deubiquitination
Cellular component (GO): cytosol; nucleus
Molecular function (GO): cysteine-type endopeptidase activity; cysteine-type deubiquitinase activity
Source: RefSeq, a predicted model, not a curated record
GGGGGCUGCGGCACCGCCCGCGCGGGCUGGGGCGUCGGCGGGGGGAGGAGGAGGAUGAGCCGCCGGCCUUCCCCCGCCCCCCGCUGCUGACGCCGCUGCUCACCGUGCUGCGGGCCCGGCGCCGCCGCGCACACCGGCCAUGGUGCCCAGCGAGGAGAGCCAACUCGUCCCCAGAGAGGAUAUGUUUUGGAGUUGCAGACAAAGUAUCUUUGCGGAAAUGAAGAAGAAAUUUUCACAGGUGGAAAGUGCUGCUGAAGAACCCAGAGUGCUGUGUAUAAUACAAGAUACCACAAAUUCCAAGACAGUGAAUGAGCGUGUUACCUUGAACCUGCCAGCUUCCACCCCGCUUAAAAGGCUAUUUGAAGAUGUGGCUUCAAAAGUGGGCUAUGUGAAUGGAACUUUUGAUUUAGUGUGGGGAAAUGGAGAUAAUGUAACAGAUACGCAGACUCCAAUAGAUCAGAACAGUGACAAAACUAUUCUUGAUGCUGGUUUUGAGCCAGGGAAGAAGAACUUUCUGCAUUUGACAGACAAAGAUGGUGAGCAACCUCAUAUAAUACCGGAGGAGUCAGGUACAACAGAUGAGAGUACGCAAGACAGAUUUAUAGGCCCUCUUCCAAGAGAAUGCUCUGUUGGCUGUACCAAUGACUAUGUCAGUCAAAGCUACUCUUAUUCUUCAGUCCUGAGCAAAUCGGAGACAGGUUAUGUGGGGCUAGUAAAUCAAGCCAUGACUUGCUACUUGAACAGCCUUCUGCAAACACUUUUCAUGACUCCUGAAUUUAGAAAUGCGUUAUAUAAGUGGGAAUUUGAAGAAUCUGAAGAGGAUCCUGUGACGAGUAUCCCCUACCAGCUUCAAAGACUGUUUGUUUUACUGCAGACCAGCAAAAAAAGAGCAAUUGAAACAACAGAUGUUACACGGAGUUUUGGAUGGGAUAGCAGUGAGGCGUGGCAGCAACAUGAUGUGCAGGAGCUUUGUAGAGUCAUGUUUGAUGCUUUGGAACAGAAAUGGAAGCAAACGGAACAGGCCGAUCUUAUAAAUCAGCUGUAUCAAGGCAAACUGAAGGACUAUGUAAGAUGUCUAGAAUGCGGCUACGAAGGCUGGAGAAUUGACACUUACCUGGAUAUUCCUUUGGUCAUCCGGCCGUAUGGCUCCAACCAGGCGUUUGCUAGCGUGGAAGAAGCACUGCAUGCUUUCAUUCAGCCCGAAAUUCUUGAUGGCCCCAAUCAGUAUUUUUGUGAACGAUGUAAGAAGAAAUGUGAUGCAAGGAAGGGUCUGCGGUUCUUGCAUUUUCCAUAUCUGCUGACAUUACAGCUGAAGAGAUUUGACUUUGAUUAUACCACUAUGCACAGAAUUAAACUCAAUGAUCGUAUGACUUUUCCUGAAGAGUUAGACAUGAGUGUCUUCAUUGAUGUUGAAGAUGAGAAGUCUCCUCAGACCGAGAGUUGCACUGAUAGUGGAGCUGAAAAUGAGGGCAGUUGUCACAGUGAUCAGAUGAGCAAUGAUUUUUCUAAUGAUGAUGGAGUUGAUGAAGGAAUCUGCCUCGAAAGCAGUAGUGCAGCAGAAAGAAUUUCUAAAGCUGGCAGUGAAAAGAGUUCCUUACUGUAUGAGCUCUUUUCUGUUAUGGUUCAUUCUGGAAGUGCUGCUGGUGGCCAUUAUUAUGCCUGUAUAAAAUCUUUUAGUGAUGACCAGUGGUACAGCUUUAAUGAUCAGCAUGUUAGCAAGAUAACUCAGGAAGAUAUUAAGAAAACGUAUGGUGGGUCUUCCGGAAGCAGAGGCUAUUAUUCCAGUGCUUUUGCUAGCUCCACAAAUGCAUACAUGCUGAUAUAUAGACUGAAGGAUCCAACAAGAAAUGCAAAGUUUCUUGAAGCACAUGAGUAUCCAGAGCAUAUUAAACAAUUGGUACAGAAAGAGAGAGAACUGGAAGAACAAGAAAAGAGGCAACGUGAAAUUGAGCGCAAUACUUGCAAGAUUAAAUUGUUCUGCAUGCAUCCUACAAAACAAAUAAUGAUGGAGAACAAAUUAGAGGUUCAUAAGGACAAGACACUGAAGGAAGCUGUGGAAAUAGCUUACAAGCUAAUGGAUUUAGAAGAAGCUGUUCCUUUGGAUUGCUGUCGUCUUGUCAAAUAUGAUGAGUUUCAUGAUUAUUUGGAACGAUCUUAUGAAGGAGAAGAGGACACACCAAUGGGUUUAUUGCUUGGAGGUGUCAAAUCAACAUACAUGUUUGACUUGCUGUUAGAAACAAGAAGACCUGACCAAGUGUUCCAGUGUUACAAACCUGGUGAGGUCAUGGUAAAGGUUCACGUAGUUGACCUAAAAACUGAAUCUGUUGCUCCUCCAAUAAGUGUCCGAGCUUACUUGAAUCAAACAGUUUCAGAAUUUAAACAACUGAUGUCAAAGGCUACGCAUCUGCCUGCUGAUACUAUGCGGGUAGUAUUAGAACGUUGCUACAAUGACUUGCGUCUUCUGAACGUUUCCAGCAAAACACUGAAAGCCGAAGGCUUUUUUAGAAGCAACAAGGUAUUUAUUGAAAGCUCAGAGUCUUCAGAUCGUCACGUGGCAUAUACAGAUUCUCAUUUAUGGAGACUUUUGGAUCGUCAUGCAAACACAAUCAGGCUAUAUGUUUCAUUACCAGAGCAAUCGCCUGGAUCUCAGUUUAGACGAACAGUUUAUCAGAAGCCUAGUGGAGUUGCAGGCAACUUGGUUGAAGCCUGUGGAAGAGUGAAAGGACCUGUGGGUAAUAUGAAAUCUGUAGAGGCGAUUCUGGAAGAAAGUACUGAAAAGCUUAAAAGCUUGUCCCUGCAGCAGCAGCAGGAGGGGGAUAAUGGAGACAGCAGCAAAAGCACAGAAGCCAGUGAUUUUGAGAACAUUGAAUCACCUACAAAUGAAAUAGACUCUUCAGCAUCUGCAGAGAACAGAGAAAUUGAAAACCAAAUUCAGAUUUCCGAUCCAGAAAAUCUCCAGUCUGAGGAACGGUCAGAUUCAGAUGUAAAUAAUGACAGGAGUACAAGUUCAGUGGACAGCGAUAUCCUCAGCUCCAGUCAUAGCAGCGAUACUUUAUGCAACGUGGAUAAUACACCACUUCCCUUGGCUAAUGGACUUGAUUCUCAUAGUAUCACAAGUAGCAGGCGAUCAAAAGCAAAUCAGGGGAAGAAAGAAACCUGGGACACAGCAGAAGAGGAUUCUGGAACAGAUAGUGAAUAUGAUGAAAGCAGCAAGAGCAGAGGAGAAGCACAGUAUAUGUACUUUAAGUCAGAACCCUACGCUGCAGAUGAAGGUGCAGGAGACGGACAAAAAUGGCUUAUGGUGCAUGUUGACAAAAGAAUUACACUGUCUGCCUUCAAGCAACAUUUGGAGCCUUUUGUCGGAGUUCCAUCUUCUCACUUCAAAGUCUUUAGAGUCUAUGCCAGCAAUCAAGAAUUUGAGAGUGUUCGGCUGAAUGAGACACUUUCAUCAUUUUCUGAUGACAAUAAGAUAACUAUUAGACUUGGAAGAGCCCUUAAGAAGGGUGAAUACAGAGUCAAAGUCUAUCAACUUCUGGUAAAUGAGCCAGAGCCAUGCAAGUUUCUUCUAGAUGCGGUUUUUGCUAAAGGAAUGACUGUCCGGCAGUCAAAAGAAGAGCUGCUUCCUCAGCUUCGAGAACAAUGUGGCCUAGACUUGACAAUUGACAGGUUUCGCCUCCGAAAGAAAACCUGGAAGAACCCAGGCACUGUGUUUUUGGAUUAUCAUAUCUAUGAAGAAGAUAUUAAUAUUUCAAGCAAUUGGGAGGUCUUCUUGGAAAUACUUGAUGGAAUAGAAAAGAUGAAAUCCAUGUCACAACUCGCUGUUCUGUCAAGACGAUGGAGGCCAUCAGAGAUGAAACUAGAUUCUUUCCAGGAAGUAGUGCUAGAAAGCAGCAGUGUUGAAGAAUUAAAAGAGAAGCUGAGUGAAAUUAGCGGAAUAGCUUUAGAAAACAUAGAAUUUGCGAAGGGCAGAGGAACGUUUCCAUGCGACAUUUCCAUACUAGAGAUUCACCAAGACUUGGACUGGAAUCCUAAAGUAUCUACAUUGAAUGUCUGGCCUCUGCACAUUUGUGAUGAUGGUGCAGUAAUAUUUUAUAGGGAUAAGACUGAAGAAUUAAUGGAAUUAUCAGAUGAGCAGAGAAAUGAACUGAUGAAAAAGGAAAGCAGCAGACUGCAGAAAACUGGACACCGGGUAACCUACUCUCCUCGUAAAGAAAAAGCACUAAAAAUUUAUCUGGAUGGAGCGCCAAAUAAAGAUUUGACUCAAGACUGAUACUUGCUAUAGCAGUUUCCCUGGGGAAUUUUUUUGUUUAAAAUAAAAAGGUUCACUACUACUGUGUAGUGCCAUUACGGCAGGACACUCAUUAGGUGUAACGCGCUGACACCAGCACUGGUUGGGCUGUGUUCCCAAUCAGAAGCACAGUGCCCCGUCGGGUCACUGUUUGACUUGGAAUCAUGUUGUGCACUAUAGUCAAAUGUACUGUAAAGCUAAAAGGGAUGUGCAAAUAAAAGAUUAGAAUUAAAAAGUGGGCGGGGAGGGAAACGAGUGGAAAUUCUUGAGGACAGUGUGCACAUAGUAGCUAGUGAAACUAGCCUCCAACAGGAUACUCAUAGCUUAAUAAUAAAAGCUGUGCAAAGGCCAUGAAAGAAUCCUUUUUUCUAUUGUUUCACUGAUACACGCAUUACCUCAUCAGAGAGUCUGAAGUAAAUGUUAACACAUUGGUUCUAGAAAAGCAGCAGCAAAGAGUUGAAGAUGAAAUGGAGGUGCUGCACGUCUGAGGUUUUAGAAAAUUCUUCCAUAGACCAGUCUGAAGUGUCUGCAGAAAGCUGCCAGCAGGUGUCAGUUUGCAGGGCAGAAGUGCUGUUGUAAGGUAAACUGGUUUUUAAUAGGUUACGGAAGCGGAUGAGCGGCUCUAUUCUAUUGCGUUCAAUGUGUAAAUAAACUUUGCCCUGUCCAACUAACAGAACCGCCGUUCAGCUAUUUACCAUGGUAUUUCUUUUCACAUAUCAACAGUCACUGUGUACAUUUGGAAGUCUAGUUGCCUAUUUAAAUUUGUAUUCAUUUGAUGUUUGACAAGGCUGGGUACUUUAGGGUUGUAUUUUCCCUUGUUAAUGAAGUUUUUGUUUUGUUCAGCUACUUUUUCUACAUUUUGUUUCUGAGACUAUUAUAAGUUUGCAUCUUCUCCACCCACUGAAAGUCAUUUUCUUUUUCCCAGAGUUGGUACCAUAGUUGUGUGUAGUCAGAUACUUGGGAACCUCUAACACCUCAGCAUACAAACUGGGUAGUUCAGGUUGUGGUGCAAAGACUGAUGCAGUCAACAUGAUUUCAUUGCAAAGCCUAGGAACAGCAAUUUCUUGCUUUGGUCCAUAAAGAUCAAUAGAGAACAAUUCUCCAUAGAUUUUGGAAAACCACCUGAUUUAUAACAAUCAAAAGAUUUUGGUAAACUUUUUCAUGCCAGAUGCUGUUUACAACAAUGAACACGCCAAUAAAACAUUUGUUCAUUCCGUUGUGUUAUUUUAAUCAUUAAAUGCUGGGGGUUUUAUUUGAAAAAUUACAGAAUUAUUUCAUGGAAAUGCUGACAUUUCCAAGGUGCUGUCAGAUUUUUCUUCGGCUGUAAGUUUCUUUUUCCUGUAUUGAAUUCCUCACCAGUAAAACUUCUGAGCUACAGAUAUGAUGGGCAACUAAUUUCUUCUCCAGAAAGGAAAACUGAAUAACUGAAUGUUCAGUUCUUCCUUGCAUGCUGAUGCACAGCAACCUAAGGAUCCUGAGGAAACUGACAGCUUGAGAGCCAGGCCCUGCACAGAGGAGUUCCCUCCUUCUCUCUUCUGUUUGGCCUGUGCCACCUCUUGUCCAGUGCAGAUGAGGUGCAGGCAGGAGCAAAGGAAGCAUAGAGUGAGUACUACUCCAUAGGUAGAGUAUUCCAUUAAACUACAAUUUAUUUACAUAUGGAUAAAGACUAUUGAAGGAUUCUUAGAGGCUUUGGAAGAGAGAAAACUAGUAACUAUCAAAUGGGUCAUGGAUUUUCUUCAAACUUGUUUAUUUGGAGAGAGAAAAACUUAAAGAUGGAAUUAAAAAAAAAAACUAGAGAUGAAAUAAGGGAGGGUUAAGAAUAGAAUUCCCAAAACUGCUUAAUUCCUACCCCUAUUUGGGGAACUUAUGUUGAACUUCUUAGAAGAAGUUAAUUUUAAACCUUUAAGUCUCGACAGAAAUCUGGAUAGAGGACUGAGGGGCAUCCUCACAGUGAUUGCCUGUCACUAGCAAACUUCCCUCUGCGUUUGUUUACUGGAAUGUUCUGGGUUGCUCUGGGUGAUAUUUUCAGCAUCUGCUUUGCAUUCUGAUAAUUUCAAAUGUUUUUGAGUUUGACCAUGAGCAUGUUAAAGAAAUAAAAAUCAAGAAUCUCCAAUGUGCUUAGAUCAGAAGAAAUCUUACUAAACUUCUCCUGAAUACCAGCACACUAUCUUUUGGGGACUGAGGCACUGAGAAACCUGAUGGGAGAAAUAACCUUAUCCUUAUAUGGAACACCAUGUACAUACAGUGAAGUAUGUAAGUACUCUCAUGAAUAAUACUUCUCACGAAGUAUUUUUUUUAACAGGAAAAUUGUAAUGAUAUUUAAUUCCUCAUCCUCUAUAGAUGGGCUGUCUCAAAAGCAGUCAUUUUAUUAAAGGUAGAAAGGGCAGGUAAAUUCAAAAUUCAGUGAUCCGUGUAUGUGUACGUGUGUUAGUGUGAGAACUGGUAGAAAUGAAUUCUUAAAGUCAGACCAUUCUGAUGAAAUAGCCUUUCUGUUCAUAAUAAUGGUUAUUACUGUUAAUUCUGGUACCCAAGGAGUUGGCUCAGAAGCUUUUGUAGACUGGAAAUGCUGAAAGACUUGCAGGCUGGGUGCAGCGUCUUGUAGGUGCUCUUGCUAUAUUACUGGUGCUCUGCUGUUCCAAGUGAGACAUAAGCAGUAGGGAUUAUUUGGGAAGAAGCUCCACAAAAAGGCACUUGGCUGGAGCCUAAUGUUCUUUUACCAUGUGCAAUAACAGAUGGUGAAAUCUGUACCCAAAAAAACAUUGGUAGUGGAGGAGCCAUUGUAGCAAACUGUUGAGGGAGUCAGGGAGCUUAAUAGCAAGCUGAGUAAAAUCUGAUCCAUCAAUUUCUUUACCAUCCCAAGCAAUCAUUGAUUUAUGAUAAUCACAUUUUGUAAUACACAGAGAUUUAUGCCUAUGGAAGUGUAUUAAAAGCACAAACCAUUCCUCGAGUUUUUUCUGGCUGUAAUAGAGUCAAAUAGGAGAAACACAAGUCUGUAAAUGCAAGAAGAUAUUUAGGUUGUCUUUCUGCUAAACUGAAGUAAUGAUUCGGUGCCUCAAAAAGGGAUAGGUGAGGAUGGAGCACAGUCAACAGAUUCUUUAAUUGACAUUACCCAAUGUCAUGUUCAUAUCGUGCAGAACACUGCCACGUACAUGCACUGUAUUUAGCUCUAGCGUAGGCAAAGCUUUGUAACUGCAGCUGCACUAAUCUCCUGUAUAUUGACACUUACAUAUCCAGUGUACAACAGAGAAUCCAUAUUCUUUGUAUUCAGCCUAUUUAAGCUGUUCUGCAAUUUUAGAUAGUGUGUUUUGCUCUUGAGAGAGAGAGCCUUGAACAGUGAAGCUGAAAGUUUCUGUAUGUGGGAACCAAUGUGUUAUAGGGGUGGAAGUACGUACACGCUAUUUGCUACUUUUAUGGAAAAUGUUGUAGGCUUUUUUUUUUUUUGACAGUCUGCCCUUUCUGUAGUGGGGGAGGCCAGGGCCAUUCUAUAUGCGAGUAGAAAAUUCAAGAGAUUCUUUAGCUACGGAACAGCAGUUCUGAAGUUGCAGUGAAUGCUGCUGCAGGACAGUUGGCAUCCAUUGUAUGCAGCUGAAAAGAAACUCUGAGUAUACUCAUCAAAAA